AUGUUAACAUCAGAUUUUGACAACGAAUAUGCGUUUUACUUGGAGAUACUCGUAUUUGUUUUGUCAUCACUCGGAUCCGCCUUCUUCAUGUAUAUGAUAAUGAAAAAGACAGAACAGCUGAUGGAGGUGUACAAAACUAUAUUGAUGUACAGUAGUAUCUACGAUUGGGUCGUUACUUUCACUUCGUUUUUUACUCGGCCGGUAAGUUUGUUUGAGUGAUUUUUUCCGUAUUUUACAUUAUUUAAAUUUUUUUUUAUUUUCUUUAAAAAAUUUCAAAAAUUUAAUUUUUGACUAAUUUUUUAGUUUGAUGCGUAAAGAAUGGCGUGUAGAGACAAAAAGGAAAAUUACUGCCUAAUGUGCCAUUCUUUUCGCAGCAAAAUUUAAAUCCUUUUUUCAAUUUUAAAAAAUUUAUAAAAAUUUCAAAAAUUCAAAAUUUUAGAUAUUCUUCAUCGACCAAGGUAACUGUUACCUUAUAUCCAACUACUUUAUGCAAAUGUUGUCGGAUCAAAUGCAAUUCUUCUUCUUCUUCACUUACAUAUUCGCUUUUCAUUCACUGCCAGCUGUAGUUGCCUUGUCUUAUUAUUAUCGUUAUUUGGUAGUUUGCAAGUAAGUUAAAGUUAUUUAUGUCUAGGUAGUUUAAAAUUUUGUUUAAUCUUGAUUUUUGAAGUAAAAGUACAAAAAAAUGCUUACAUUUCCGCUUAAUACUUUUUUUGUACAAAAAAACAAAAAAUUUUUAUUAUAAGACUUUAAUUUGCGUGGUAUGUUGUAUUAUUCAAUGCUUUUCCAUAUAGUAAUUUGAAACUUUAUAAAAUUGAUGAAUAGACAAAAUUAAGAGUAAAUACUACUAUAAUAUAAAGACUAUUAUUAUAUUUUCAACAUUUUUUUGAAAAUGCAAACUAGAGAAUAGAAAAAAUUAAAUGAGAGUUCUAGUGCACAUGUUAUACACUGUCAAAGAUACGUUACAAUAGAGUAAUUCAAUACCCUAUCCUACCUUAUCGUACUCUGCCGUACCCUAACAUACUUUACAAUACUCUACCCUCACCUCCCCCACCGUAAAAAAUGUGAUACUCUAAGUUCGUAAAUACCCUUUUACCUUACUGUAAUCCUACUGUGUGUAGCAUUAUAAGUAAACUUUUUCAGAGAAAAAAUCAUGACGACGUUUCAAUUUUGUAUCUUUGCAAUAUUUGCUAAUCUGGGUGCAGUUCUUAUGAUUGUACUAAAUUCCAACUGGUUUUUGCCUCGUUAUGGUGCAUUUAACCAAGAGUUCACUAGUAGGUUAAGCACGAUUCAAAACAGUUUCUUAUUGGACAACAAAGACAAGAUAUUUGGCAUUGGAGACAGUGUAGGUUUACCUUUACAAUGAGGUCUAUAGAUGACUAUUCAGUAUCUAUUUAGCAAUUCAUUGUAGAUUAACUUAAUCAUUUUUUGUUACAGGGUGACCCCGCUGGUCUUCAUUACUACGGUAUUGGCCUUGUAGUGACCAUAACCGCCUACAUAUUGAUUGUCAUAUAUAUUAGGAAAGUGGUAAACACAUUCCGAAUCCGAGAUCACAAAACACGAUGGCAUUCAGUCAAUAAACAAAUCGCCAAGUCAUUGAUUGUACAGGUGGGUCCAUAUCAAGGUUUUUAAUCAUUUUUGACCCAAAAUGCAAUUUUAACCCUUUUCGAUACAAAAAGAAUAUACCUAUACCUAUAUACCACUUCAUCUUAAUAAGCGUAAGAUUUACACCCUACAUGCCAAGAUAUCCUGCCUGAUAUUAUAGUAAUGUUACAGCCAAUCAAAAUUAACCUCUUAAAUUCCGAAUUUCAGGCCAUUACACCCUCGGUAACGAUGGUGCCAAUGUUCGUGUUGAUGGCGGCGUGUGUAAUGUUACAGCCGUCAGAGGCGUUCGUCACAACCUGUAACUACAUAAUGAAUAUAACACUCACAAUCAUGCCUGUCAUAAACCCAUUCGCUUCGGCCGCAUUCAUAGAUGCCUAUAGGAAAGCGGCGCUACGUGUCGUAUGUUGUUGUUUGGUGACUAGUAAGACCAAGGUGAAGAAAGAGAAACGAGAGAUUUCUACGCAUGUCUCCAGUGCUUGAGUUGUCUCGAGAUGGUAUUCAAGUACUACAACUUUGGCUCCAUAUUGGCAUGGUACAGCUACACUUACUAUGGUAAUGUAGCCUCAUAG
Molecule: messenger RNA, 2171 nt
Organism: Bursaphelenchus okinawaensis
Lineage: Eukaryota; Metazoa; Nematoda; Chromadorea; Rhabditida; Aphelenchoididae
Source: the annotation of a GenBank genome assembly